Messenger RNA from Bufo bufo (common toad), 2612 nucleotides. Its product is annotated as zinc finger protein OZF-like. Gene Ontology annotation, biological process: regulation of DNA-templated transcription. The coding region runs from base 438 to 2099 and encodes 553 amino acids. Lineage: Eukaryota; Metazoa; Chordata; Amphibia; Anura; Bufonidae. The transcript has 6 exons. The record is from RefSeq and is a predicted model, not a curated record.
UUGGUGAGGUAAUGUGACUCUGAGAUCGGUGGUGAUAAGUGAGGUUCAGGUUCCUACAAUAUAGGAUCUGCUCAGCGUAUAUCUCCUAUAUAAGAUCAUUCUCCUGAUUGACCCUUCAAGGAUGGAUAGGGAUGGGGACAAGAUGGCAGAGAGUAUAAUAAAUCUCACCCUAGAGAUCCUCCUCCGGCUUACUGGAGAGGAAUACACAGUAGUGAAGAAGACCUCUAGUGAGCAUUGUCAGGCCCCGGUAUCUGAAGGACGGGGAGGAAUCCUGAGCCCAAUGUCCAGGCCGAGACCUCACAUCCCGAUACAUCAGAACAUCAACAGAGAGAAGGUCCUAGAGCUCACCAACAAGAUCAUUGAGCUGCUGACUGGAGAGGUGACAUCGCUGGGAAUGCCGGGACAUUAUACAGUAACACUAUGAUGGGAUAUGGGUGAUGACUGUAUCAUUGUGUUGUCAGGUUCCUAUAAGGUGUCAGGAUGUCGCCGUCUAUUUCUCCAUGGAGGAGUCUGAGUAUUUAGAAGGACACAAAGAACUGUACAAGAACGUCAUGAUGGAGGAUCACCAGCCACCAGUUAAAGAAGAGAGAACAACUCCCAGUCCUCUUCUUCUACAGGAUGAGAGAUGUCCCAGUCCCCUUCUUCUACAGGAUGAGAGAUGUCCUAGUCCUCUUCUUCUACAAGAUGGUUCAGAAGAACAUCAAAGCAUUCCAUAUGAUCAUCAGAUAGAUGGAAAUAAGCUUUUAAAUCUGGGUAAAGAUCUGACCAAUAUUAAGGCUGAAGAUACAUAUGUGAGGGGUGAUGAGCAGAUCAUAGAGGACGUUCCCACCGAUAACCACCCAGAUAACUGUACCAGGACCUCAGAGAAACAUGUGAUAUUGACAGAUUUUAGAACAGAUAAUUGUGGUGUCACAGAAGAUACACAGGAAGAGCAUGCCAUUAUCCCAGAUGUAUCCUCAGCCUUUCACAGCAAAGGUCUAUCAUCUGAUCCUUUGGAUGGAUUUCAAUCUUCUGAUUCAUCACAGACUGUUAAGCAAAAUAAAAGCCACAGAAGUGUUCAUCAUCACAGAAGUCACACAGGGGAGAAUGCUCUUUCAUGCUCAGAAUGUGGGAAAUGUAAAUAUAAGUCACAUCUUGUUAGACAUAGAACUCACGCAGGGGAGAAGCCAUUUUCAUGUUCAGAAUGUGGGAAAUGUUUUCAUCAGAAAUCACAUCUUUUUAACCAUCAGAAAAUUUACAUAGGGGAGAAGCCAUUUUCAUGUUCAGAAUGUGAAAAACAUUUUAACUGUAAAUCAGAUCUUGCCAAACAUCAGAGAAUUCACACAAAGGAGAGGUCAUUUUCAUGUUCAGAAUGUGGGAAAUGUUUUUCAGAUAAAUCAUAUUUUCUUAGCCAUAAGAGAAUUCACACAGAAAAGAAAUCAUUUUCAUGCUCAGAAUGUGGGAAAUGGUUUCACCGGAAAUCAAAUCUCCUUAAGCAUCAGAGAAUUCACACAGGGGUGAAGCCAUUUUCAUGUUCAGAAUGUGAAAAAAAAUUUAAGUGUAAAGAACAUCUGGUCAGACAUCAGAGAAUUCACACAGGGCUGAAGCCGUUUUCAUGCUCAGAAUGUGGGAAAUGUUUUCACCAGAAAUCACAUCUUCUUAAACAUCAGACAGUUCACACAGGGGUAAAGCCGAUUUCAUGUUCAAUAUGUGAAAAAUGUUUUUACCACAAAUCAGAUCUUGUUGCUCAUGAGAGAACUCACACAGGGGAAAAGCCAUUUUCUUGUUCAGAAUGUGGAAAAUGUUUUAGCCAAAAAUCUAAUCUUGUUAUACAUGAGAGGAAGCACACAGGGGAGAAGCCAUUUUUUUGUUUAGAAUGUGGAAAAUCUUUCACACAGAAAUCAAGUCUAGUUUCACAUCUGAGAACUCACACAGGAGAGAAGGCAUUUUCUUGUUUAGAAUGCGGGAAAUCUUUCACACAGAAAUCAUAUCUUACUAUACAUCAGAGAAUUCACACCGGGGAGAAGCCAUUUUCAUGUUCAAUAUGUGGGAAAUCUUUCAUACAGAAAUCAAAUCUUGUUACACAUCAGAGAAAUCACACUGGAAAGAAACGAUUUUAAUGUUCAGAAUGUGAUAACGAGAGAUGAAGGAACUUUUCAAAAAUUUAAUUCUGCAGCUUGGUCAGGAAUUCGAUAAGGAAUUUGAUUCAUUCUGAAUUAAUUUGUCAUGAAUAACUAUGUUAAAACCCCAUUCAGCCUGUCAAUCAGUGGGAUCAUUUUUAACGUUAUAAAACUACAACUCCCACCAUGCCUUGCUGUAGGCUGAUAGCUAUAGGCUGUCUGGGAAUGCUGAGAGUUGUAGUUUUCCAACAGUUGGAGGACCGCACGUUGGGCAUACCUGCGCUACUGCAAUAUGGCCUUUUGGGUUAAAAAAAAAUCACUCACCUCAUCCAUUUGCUCGCACAGAGGCAGUCUGCCCUACUGAAGUACCUGCGCUUAGUGUGAUGACAUCACCGAGUGAUCAUGCUGGGAGACCAUGCUGGACAGAAGCCUCCACCUGGCAGCCCUAUGGAGAGCCCGAUAUGUCACCAGAUCUCCUAAAAAUACUUUUUCCCUGCGCGAUUCAAAAUGCUC